AUCAUGUUCUGUUAUCGUCUUAUCGAAUGUGGACAAUGUGGUUGUUUCUAAUAAAUGUUUCUGCAUUAAUAUACAAUGUACAUACAUUAUUUUUGUGUCGACACUUUUGACUGUAAAUGCUAAAAUCUUACCAAGCGUGACGUGGCCGGGCACUAUUGUGAAAUUUUGACCUCGAGAGAUCCAACUGUCUAGGGUAGAAUUUGGAUGAGAUGUUUAAUAGUUUAAAGCGCUAUCCAUGAUGUAUUUGUGAUACUGUUGGUGCGCUCCUGUGUCAGAUGUCCAUCUAUCUACUUGACUGUAAUUGUUCUGAUUCAAACCAGAAAUCCUUUUUGAUUUGAUCAUGUCAAAACUAUGGAGGACAUUCAUCAAAUGGCGUUUCAUCGCCGCUAUCACAUUCAACAAGUUUAAGGGAUUUCUGUCCAACACUGUUGUUAGAUACCUGAAGCCUCAAAAGAAAACGACUGUUAUUAUUGAGCAAGGUACUUUACAAGGACUUCACUACAAAACACAAGCUUCAAAUAAGCCUUAUGUCAGUUUUCUAGGCAUACCCUAUGCUAAACCACCUGUUGGAAACUUGAGAUUUAAGCCUCCUGUCAAACAUCCAGGAUGGUCUGGCAUACUGAAAGCAUUUUCAGUAGAAAAUAUGUGCAUGCAGUAUUCUUUCAUAAAGAACAAAAUUGCUGGAAGUGAAGAUUGUUUAUAUUUAAACAUAUUUGUGCCUCAAGAAGAACUAGAAGAAAAAAAGGCAGUUAUGGUGUUUAUACAUGGUGGUGCGUUUAACAACGGAUCUGCAUCAUCAGAUUUUUACUCUCCUGAUUAUUUGAUUAAUGAAAAUGUAAUCAUAGUCACAAUCAACUAUCGUUUGAACGCUCUAGGAUUCCUUAACUUUGAUAUUGAUGAAUGUCCUGGCAAUAUGGGUUUAAAAGAUCAACUGUUUGCAAUUAAAUGGGUAAAAGCUAAUAUCACUGCAUUUGGAGGUGAUGCUCAAAACAUAACAAUUUUUGGAGAGAGUGCAGGAUCAGCAUCUGUUCAUUGUCACAUGAUGUCUCCACAAUCCAAAGGAUUAUUUCAAAAAGCCAUCAUGCAAAGUGGAUGUAUGUUUAACUCAUGGGCAUUCACUGAAAAACAUAGAGAAGCAGCUUUUAAGUUAGCCAAAAAUUUAGGUUGUGAAAAAGUCGACCCUAAAGAAAUUGUUCAAUACUUGCUCAAUGUCCCAGCCAUCGACAUCGUCAAGUUGACUAAAAUUGAGGGCAAAACUGAUUUUCAAAAUUAUGAGUUUAUUCCGUCUGUUGAAAGUGAAGCGGUUAGUGACAAAUUUUUACCUGCUCAUCCUGAAAUUUUAGUCAAAACUGCAUCAACUGUACCUGUAAUAACUGGAAUCAACAACAUGGAAGGAUUGAUAGCUUUUGGAGAGCAUAGAAUGAGGAAAAUUCUAGGUGACACCGAAGAAAUUAAUGAAUUACUUCAAAGUACCUAUAGUAAAGAGAUUGUAAAUAAAGUUAAGAAUUUUUACUUCAAUGAAUGUAACCUGGAAUGUGGAACUACUAGAUUGGAAAAUAUAUGUCAUCUCUACAGUGAUUUAUAUUUUUCUAAAGAUUUUCAUCGGGGUUAUGAUCAUUUACUCAAAAAAAAUAUCUCAUCAGUUUACACUUAUGAAUUCAAGUUUGAUGGAGAAAUCAAUAUUUGCAAAAACAUUAUGUUUUCUUUAAGGCCAACUUUUCAAUCAUUAAAAGGUGCAUGUCAUGCUGACGAAUUGAGUUAUUUAUUUUAUGGACGGAUAUUUGGAUUUGCACCCAAAGCCAAUUCACCAGAAUUAAGAAUGUGUAGAACAUUGAGUAAACUGUGGACCAAUUUUGCCAAAACUGGAAAUCCGAAUUCACAAGAUUUAUGUUUCGAAUGGAAAAAUACAAGCGCAGAAGAACCAAAAUAUUUGUCAUUAGAUGGAGAUAAUACACGCAUGGUUCAUGGAUUAUUAAAUGGUUUCAGGGUGCGUUUUUGGGAAAACAUAUCAGAAACAGUUAGAUUACAACAAAAAUGAUGGGUUUUUUUUUUAUAGAAAUUCGUAAAAGAUUUUCUAAUUAUAUUUAAAAUUAACAAACCUUUAUGUGUUUAUUGAUCAAUUUAGAAAUAUCUUUUUGUAACCUUCUGAAGAAUUUUAGUGUGUUGAUGUUGAGCAUUAAUUUUAGCCAUUAAAAUAGAUUUACUUAUUUCCAUAAAUUUUAGUUUUUUUCUUCUAAAAUAUCAUUUAGUACAAUGUUUAUAGUGCAUACAACAAUCAUACUUCAAAAACCUGCAAUAGAAAGCCAGCAAAUAACCAGUGUUAUUACUUGUUUUUUUACAUCCAGUCAGUUUUAAUACAGAACAUUUUCCCUUGAUUUGAUAAAGUUCCAUAUUUAAAACAGCCUAGUAAAAUUAUGGUUAGCAUUAUCCUAAAAUUACGACAGAUAAUUUCACUACAUUAUGGAUCAAUAGGCAAUCAUUAGCCACACAUACAUGAUCAACCUUUUUUUAAGUGACAACUCGCAAAUAACAAAAUACAUUUUUUAAAUGUAAAAUCAGUGUUUUCAACAGUUUUUUCUAAGGUGAAGUUUGAUAACAAUAUUUCUAUUGACGAUAAAAUAUCAUUAUUCUGUUCAAACCUAUUUUCGAGAUGUAAAAUGAAACCAUCUAUUUUUUUUUUUUUUUAUAAAC
Messenger RNA from Myzus persicae (green peach aphid), 2691 nucleotides. Its product is annotated as esterase FE4-like. Bases 341 to 2038 code for a protein of 565 amino acids. The record is from RefSeq and is a predicted model, not a curated record. The transcript is spliced from 11 exons. NCBI's taxonomy places the organism in Eukaryota, Metazoa, Arthropoda, Insecta, Hemiptera, Aphididae.